CGCGUGUCCGGGUCGCGGUCGUCGGCUGACAAGAGCAAGAGGACCGGGGACUCGCCCUGCGCCUUCGACCCGGCGCUGCUGGAGUUCUUGGUGUGCCCGCUGUCCAAGAAGCCGCUUCGAUAUGAAGCAUCGACAAAUGAACUGAUUAAUGAAGAGUUGGGAAUAGCCUAUCCAAUUAUUGAUGGGAUUCCUAAUAUGAUACCACAGGCAGCUAGGAUGACACAUCAAAAUAAGAAGCAAGAAGAUGUGGAGCAGCACUAGAUCAUAAUUAAAAACAACAGAUACAACUAAAUUUUCUUAAUACUGUCUACCUUUUAAAAAGUCAAGGUGGCAGGUAAUAACUGGGAGAGGAAAAUG
This is a messenger RNA of Miniopterus natalensis, 357 nucleotides long. RefSeq names its product PIGY upstream open reading frame (gene PYURF). Lineage: Eukaryota; Metazoa; Chordata; Mammalia; Chiroptera; Miniopteridae. The record is from RefSeq and is a predicted model, not a curated record.